Molecule: messenger RNA, 1230 nt
Organism: Lathyrus sativus (Indian pea)
Lineage: Eukaryota; Viridiplantae; Streptophyta; Magnoliopsida; Fabales; Fabaceae
Source: the annotation of a GenBank genome assembly
AUGAUGGCGAUGCUUCACCACUGUUCCAUACCCCUCGCACGUGUGGUCGUGCGCCCUUCCCCUCGCACACGUGCCGCCAUCUCCUUCGCAACUUCUUCUUCCCCUAGUCCAAUUCCUCCGUCUCAGGUUCUCCUUGGCUUAUCCGAGAGCGACCUUCAAAAACUCGCCAUUGAUUUUGGUCAGCAAGGUUUUAGGGGGAAGCAACUCUAUCAUCUUAUAUACAAAAGAAAAGUUAGAGAUAUUCAGGAAUUCGUUCAGGUGCCUUUGGCAUUUAGGAAUGAGCUUGAGGAAGCUGGAUGGAAGGUGGGAAGGUCUCCUAUUUUCAACAAGGUUGUUGCAACUGAUGGGACUAUUAAGCUGCUGUUAAAGUUGGAGGACAACAGAUUGAUUGAAACUGUUGGUAUUCCGGUUGAAGAUGAUAAGGGUUCAGUUCGCUUGACAGCGUGUGUUUCAUCACAGGUAGGUUGCCCUCUACGAUGCUCUUUUUGUGCAACUGGAAAAGGGGGCUUUUCAAGGAAUCUUCGGAGCCAUGAAAUUGUAGAGCAGGUCUUAGCCAUUGAGGAGGUUUUCAAGCGCAGGGUGUCAAAUGUAGUCUUUAUGGGAAUGGGUGAACCAAUGUUAAACCUGAAAGCAGUACUUGAAGCACACCAUUGCUUGAAUAAGGAUAUACAAAUUGGGCAAAGAAUGAUGACUAUCUCCACUGUGGGGGUUCCAAAUACAAUAAAGAAGCUAGCUUCUCACAAACUUCAAUCCACGUUAGCUGUGAGCCUACAUGCUCCUAACCAGAAACUAAGGGAGACAAUUGUUCCAAGUGCAAAGUCCUACCCAUUGGAUGCACUUAUGAAAGACUGCAAGGAAUACUUCCAGGAAACAAAUAGACGUGUUUCUUUUGAAUAUGCACUUUUAGCUGGAAUCAAUGACUCGGUAGACAAUGCAGUAGAACUUGCUAAACUACUACACGAAUAUGGCAGUGGUUAUCAUGUCAACCUGAUACCUUUUAAUCCAAUAGAAGGCUCUGAGUUUCGCCGUCCUUACAGGAAAGCAGUGCAAGCAUUUGUUAAUGCUUUGGAGUCAUCUAAAAUAACCACUAGUGUACGCCAAACCAGAGGACUGGACGCAAAUGCAGCUUGUGGUCAGCUACGUAACAAUUUCCAGAAAAAUCCUUUAGUCACAGACUCUGACAAUCUUGAAUCCCAGCUGCCAAAUAUGGAUCUUGCAGUUACAGGUUGA